AAAAAAUCUUCCUGUUUCAGGACCGAUGCUUCAAGAAAAAAGUAAGCAAAUCGCUGAAAUGCACGGAUUUGAUUUUAAAGGCUCUAAUGGCUGGCUUGAAAAAUUUCGGAAAAUAAAUAAUAUUUCUUUUAAAUCAGUUUGUGGUGAAGCAGCAAGUGUUGAUGAAGAAGCCGUUGAUAACUGGAAAGCAAAAAUACCCAAAAUUAUAGCAAACUACGCAGAAUGCGAUAUUUUUAAUGCAGAUGAAACGGGAUUGUUUUAUAGAGUUCUACCUGAUAAAACCAUGGCGUUUAAAAAUGAGAUAUGUACUGGAGGAAAAAUUUCAAAAGAACGUUUAACUGUACUCUUGUGUACUAACAUGUUAGGUGAGUUUGAACGGUCAUUCGUCAUAGGCAAAGCUAAACGUCCACGAGCCUUCAAAAAAUUGGAUAUUAACAACUUUCCCGUCAAUUGGUUUUGGAACAAAAAAGCCUGGAUGACGACUGAAAUAAUGACUGAGUGGCUUAUGAAAUUUGAUAACAGAAUGGGUCAAAAUAUAAGAAAAGUUUUACUCUUUUUAGACAACGCGGCUCCUCAUCCACAUUUAAAAAUGAAAAAUAUUGAAUUUGUGUUUUUUCCACCUAACAUGACUUCUCAUUGCCAACCGCUUGACCAAGGAGUAAUCCAUCAGUUUAAGAAAUUAUAUCGUACGCAAUUGUUACGUAAAGCUGUUGCCGAUUUGGAUGCCAAUUCAAGUCAACCUAUCAACAUGUUGGAUGCAAUUUACUGGGUGUCUUCAUCUACAAAAAACAUUCAACCCGAAACAGUGAAGAAAUGCUUUUUGCGGUCUGGCUUUAGGCACCGUGAUAACAAUGUUACAGACGUUGAUGAUCUACUUACACCAAUAGAAGAACUUGGCAAUCUUAUUAAAGUGAUUGACAAUACAAUUACGGAAAAUGACUACAUAACACUAGACGAUUGCGUAGAGACUUACGACGCCGAUAUCGAAAAUUCAUCUGAUACUACGAGCAUGUCUACCCAAAAUGAAGAAGAAAGUAGUGAUGAAGAAAAUGAUUGGUCCGAAGAUCAAUAAAUUCCAAAAAUAAGAAGUCUACUAGAGGCAUUGCUAGCAGUAAAAGACAUACGUACAUAUAUUUCUUCUAUCGAGGUACAGAAUAGUUCAUUGUUCUCAAACACAAUCCAAUUAGAGAAUGCCUUAACAUACGAAAUAACUACGCCUGCAAUUAGUAAACAAACUAAAG
Messenger RNA from Sipha flava (yellow sugarcane aphid), 1241 nucleotides. Its product is annotated as tigger transposable element-derived protein 6-like. The coding region runs from base 26 to 1072 and encodes 348 amino acids. Gene Ontology annotation, cellular component: nucleus. Gene Ontology annotation, molecular function: DNA binding. The record is from RefSeq and is a predicted model, not a curated record. Lineage: Eukaryota; Metazoa; Arthropoda; Insecta; Hemiptera; Aphididae. The transcript has a single exon.